CAGACGCACUACAUGACCAGAAGCAGCAGCCCUCACACACACACUCUCUCGCUCUCUCUGGUUUGGUUUCUCUUUCUUGGUCUUCUGGUAGAGGGAUGGGGAAGGAGGUCGAGGUGACAGAGCAGGGCGCCGGGUACACGGCCAAGGACUAUACGGACCCGCCGCCGGCGCCUCUGUUCGACGUCGAGGACCUGACCAAGUGGUCCUUCUACAGGGCGGUCAUAGCGGAGUUCAUAGCGACGUUGCUCUUCCUCUACAUCACCAUCGCCACCGUCAUCGGCUACAAGCACCAGUUCGCCACUUCCAACGACCCCUGCGCCGGGGUUGGCGUGCUGGGAAUCGCCUGGGCCUUCGGCGGCAUGAUCUUCGUUCUCGUCUACUGCACCGCCGGAAUUUCAGGCGGUCACAUUAACCCGGCCGUGACGUUUGGCCUGUUGCUGGCGAGGAAGGUGUCUCUGAUCAGGGCCAUCUUCUACAUAGUGGCUCAGUGUCUGGGUGCCAUCUGCGGUGUUGGCCUGGUGAAGGGCUUCCAGAGUGCCUACUACGUCCGGUAUAGGGGAGGCACCAACUUCCUCGCCCUCGGUGUCUCCAAGGGCGUCGGCCUCGGGGCUGAGAUCAUCGGCACCUUCGUCCUCGUCUACACCGUCUUCUCCGCCACCGAUCCCAAGAGGAACGCCCGUGACUCCCAUGUGCCGGUUCUGGCACCAUUACCCAUUGGGUUCGCGGUGUUCAUGGUCCAUCUAGCCACCAUCCCACUCACGGGCACGGGCAUCAAUCCUGCCCGUAGCCUGGGCGCUGCGGUCAUCUUCAACGACGACUCCACCUGGCACAACCACUGGAUCUUCUGGUUGGGGCCCUUCGUUGGAGCUGCCAUUGCUGCUGCCUUCCACCAAUACAUCCUCAGAGCCUCUGCCAUCAAGGCUCUUGGUUCCUUCAGGAGCAACCCCAACGUCUAAUUCUACCAUAUCUGCCUUUUCUUUCCAAAAAUCCGUCUCUUUUCCUUUUCUUUUCCUUUUGUUUUUUCUUCUAUUGGCGAUGAUGGUAGCCGGGCGCGGAAAGGAUGAACGAUCGCUCGAUAUCAACUAAAAGCCAUCUGCGCAGGGAAGGUGUCAAUGUUGUCAAAGUGUCUUGCAGAUAGAAGCCUGCCACCCACACCACCAACCUCAACCUGUGUAGAUAAAACUUCUACGUUUUUUAUUACUCCCCUUCAUCUCUGCUUUUUUUUCGUCAGUGAGAGAAUUUGCUACUGUGGUCUCUUCUCUUUCCAUGUACUUGUGAAUCUGGUCUAUUUAUUUAAUAGGGUGUGGCUUUGUCCA
Nymphaea colorata (pocket water lily) is the source of this 1316-nucleotide messenger RNA. Its product is annotated as probable aquaporin PIP2-1. The transcript has 4 exons. Bases 96 to 956 code for a protein of 286 amino acids. Gene Ontology annotation, cellular component: plasma membrane. The record is from RefSeq and is a predicted model, not a curated record. Gene Ontology annotation, molecular function: water channel activity. Lineage: Eukaryota; Viridiplantae; Streptophyta; Magnoliopsida; Nymphaeales; Nymphaeaceae. Gene Ontology annotation, biological process: transmembrane transport.